Molecule: messenger RNA, 1299 nt
Organism: Arachis stenosperma
Lineage: Eukaryota; Viridiplantae; Streptophyta; Magnoliopsida; Fabales; Fabaceae
Product: glycosyltransferase family 92 protein RCOM_0530710-like
Exons: 2
Coding region: 1-1299 (432 amino acids)
Source: RefSeq, a predicted model, not a curated record
AUGCAUCCACAUGGCUACACAAUAUCGGUGGCAACAAAAUCAAAGGAUCCAAUUCCGACCAAAGAUUUGUUCAUCCAUAACUGGGAAACGCUAGUGUAUGAAGCCCUCUAUGAUCGUGACUACACCACCAUCGUCUUUGUGAAAGGCCUCAAUCUCCGUCCUGAGCGACUCGCUGAAGCAUCCAAAUUCCAAUGCGUGUUUGGUUAUGAUUUCAAGAAUCCCAAAUUCAUACUAUCAUCAGAGGCUGUAUCGGUUGCUCAAGAGAUUGUUCGAUGUAGAACACCCAUGAGCAUUUUGAGUGGACAAGCCCAAGCCCAAGCCCAUGCUAUCAAAGUUUCAAUUAAAAUUAACGGUGGGGACAUCUUCCCCUCCAUAGCGAAGCCAUCCCUUGAACCAUAUCAAAAUUUUCCAAAACAAAAAGCUCACAAGAUAUGCCUAUGCACUAUGUUGCGCAACCAAGCGCGAUUCUUGAAAGAGUGGGUGAUGUAUCAUGGUAAAGUUGGGAUUCAACGUUGGUUCAUAUAUGAUAACAAUAGUGAUGAUGAUAUAGAGAAAGUGAUUGGGAUUCUACAGAGCAUUGGAUACAACAUCACAAGACACUUGUGGCCAUGGGUGAAGACGCAAGAAGCUGGUUUUGCACAUUGUGCAUUGCGAGCUCGGUCAUCGUGUGAGUGGGUUGGGUUCAUCGAUGUGGAUGAGUUUUUCAAUAUAAGGGGAGGAGGAACCUUGAACAAAGUGAUUAAACUCUAUUCCAAGGUUAAGAAUUUAGGUGAGAUAAGAACACGAUGCUACAGCUUUGGGCCUUCAGGGUUGAAAAAAGUCCCACGUGAAGGGGUAACGGUCGGGUACACGUGUCGAUUAUUGGGAAGUGAAAGGCAUAAGAGCAUAAUAAGGCCUGAUGCACUGAACCAAAGCCUAAUCAAUGUGGUGCACCAUUUCCAUCUAAGAACACCAUUUGUGGCCAUCGAACUUGAGAAGGGUGUGAUGGCAAUUAACCAUUAUAAGUAUCAAGUUUGGGAAGUGUUCAAGGAGAAGUUCUAUAGAAGGGUUUCAGCAUUUGUGGCAGAUUGGCAAGAAGAGAAUAAUGUGGGGUCAAAGGAUAGGGCUCCUGGUGUAGGGACUAAAGCGGUUGAACCAAAAGAUUGGUCUAACCGGUUUUGUGAGGUUAAGGAUAUGAGGCUAAGGAAUUGGGUGCUGAGAAAUUUUAGGGAUCGGCGAACCCAUCUUUUACCUUGGGAACCUGAAUUUGAACCCCAUUUUAAAAGAAGGCGAAGGAGAAAGAACAUAGACCGUUUAUGA